Messenger RNA from Diceros bicornis minor, 3574 nucleotides. It is a transcript of the gene MIER1, whose product is annotated as MIER1 transcriptional regulator. The coding region runs from base 494 to 2020 and encodes 508 amino acids. Gene Ontology annotation, molecular function: transcription corepressor activity; histone deacetylase binding. NCBI's taxonomy places the organism in Eukaryota, Metazoa, Chordata, Mammalia, Perissodactyla, Rhinocerotidae. The record is from RefSeq and is a predicted model, not a curated record. The transcript is spliced from 13 exons. Gene Ontology annotation, biological process: negative regulation of transcription by RNA polymerase II. Gene Ontology annotation, cellular component: nucleoplasm.
UGCCCUUGUUGGGCAACAGUUUUUUUUUGUUUUUGCUCUUUUUCUAGUAAAAGAGUUCCCAAAGCCCCGUUUUUCUGGUGGUGGUUUACAUUUUUGGGCCUCGAGUCAGUGGUCAGACAACUAGUGUUACUAAUUCGAACUUAGUAUAUGCCGGUAGAGAUUUAAAUUUUUGCUUCGAUAUGCCACUGGAGAUUCAAAUUUUUGCUUGUGAUUUACACCUUUAAACAUUGGAAGAUUGUUUUUAACUUUUUUUUCCCCUUAUCCUCGGAAGAGUUUCAUUAUUCUUUACCUCCUGGAGUUCAAGAGGUGAUAUGUUUGGAGUUCUGUGUCUCUUUUGAGUAGAGCCACUCUAAAUGAUUGAUCCGGCAUUUCUCUUGUGUGAAUUACCAUUUUCCUGGUCUCAGAGGCACCCCAAAACAGAUUCAGGAAGUAGGUAAUUUUAUUUACCAUCCAGCCCCCAAUUUUCGUCUUCAUUAUUUGCUAAGUGAAGUCAAUGCCAUCUGUUGAGUCUUCAAGUCCAGGAGGUUCAGCAACAUCAGAUGACCAUGAAUUUGAUCCAUCAGCUGACAUGCUGGUUCAUGAUUUUGAUGAUGAACGAACAUUAGAAGAGGAAGAAAUGAUGGAAGGAGAAACAAACUUCAGUUCUGAAAUAGAGGAUCUUGCAAGGGAAGGUGACAUGCCAAUUCAUGAACUUCUCAGCCUUUAUGGUUAUGAUAGUACUAUUCGACUGCCUGAAGAAGAUGAGGAGGAGGAGGAAGAGGAAGAAGAAGGUGAAGAUGAUGAAGAUGCCGAUAAUGAUGAUAACAGUGGCUGUAGUGGGGAAAAUAAAGAAGAGAAUACAAAAGAUUCAUCAGGUCAAGAGGAUGAAACUCAGUCUUCUAAUGAUGAUCCAUCACAAUCUGUUGCUUCUCAAGAUGCCCAGGAAAUAAUCCGUCCACGUCGAUGUAAAUAUUUUGAUACAAAUAGUGAAAUAGAAGAAGAAUCUGAAGAAGAUGAAGAUUAUAUUCCAUCAGAAGACUGGAAAAAGGAGAUUAUGGUGGGCUCCAUGUUUCAAGCAGAGAUUCCAGUUGGCAUUUGUAGAUACAAAGAAAAUGAAAAAGUAUAUGAAAAUGAUGAUCAGCUCCUCUGGGACCCUGAAUACUUACCGGAAGAUAAAGUGAUUGUGUUUCUCAAGGAUGCAUCUAGAAGAACAGGUGAUGAGAAAGGUGUAGAAGCAAUUCCUGAAGGAUCUCACAUAAAAGACAAUGAACAGGCAUUAUAUGAAUUGGUUAAAUGCAGUUUUGACACAGAAGAAGCAUUGAGAAGAUUAAGAUUUAAUGUAAAAGCAGCUAGAGAGGAAUUAUCUGUUUGGACAGAGGAAGAGUGUAGAAAUUUUGAACAAGGGCUGAAGGCCUACGGAAAGGAUUUUCAUUUGAUUCAGGCUAAUAAAGUUCGAACAAGGUCAGUUGGUGAAUGUGUAGCAUUCUAUUAUAUGUGGAAAAAAUCUGAACGGUAUGAUUUCUUUGCUCAGCAAACACGAUUUGGAAAAAAGAAAUAUAAUCUUCAUCCUGGUGUAACGGAUUACAUGGAUCGGCUUCUGGAUGAGAGUGAAAGUGCUGCUUCUAGUCGCGCCCCAUCGCCUCCCCCCACGGCCUCCAGCAGCAGUAACAGCCAGUCGGAGAAGGAAGACGGUGCCGGGAGCUCGCAGAACGGGGUGUCAUCUAAUGGACCUGGUGAAAUAUUAAGCAAAGAAGAAGUCAAAGUUGAAGGGUUACACAUUAAUGGACCAACAGGUGGAAAUAAGAAACCACUUCAUGCAGACAUGGAUACUAAUGGUUAUGAAACAGAUAACCUUACCACUGACCCAAAACUUGCCCACAUGACUGCAAGAAAUGAAAAUGAUUUUGAUGAAAAAAGUGAGAGACCUGCCAAAAGGCGAAGGGUAAACAGCAAUGGAAAAGAAAGUCCAGGUUCUUCGGAAUUUUUCCAAGAAGCCAUCUCACAUGGAAAAUUUGAAGAACUUGAAAACACAGAUGACUAAAGUUUAGACUUUAAUUUUACUUUCUUUGAAGUAAAUUCUGGCGUGACUUAAAUUUUCAGGGUUGAGGGGUUACCUUAAAAAAUUGAUUUCCUUGAAGCAGUUGGUGAAAAUUUGAAAAUCUGAAUUGAGACCUGACUUUAGUAAAUAAGAUUUCAUAAUUCUGCCUUUGCAGAUUUUUUACUUUAAAAUUUUAAAGACCCUUUUAAGGAUAUAAUAAAUAGUAAAUUUGAAUAAACUAACGAUUUAUCUGUACCUUCUCAUUUGAUGUAUUAAUCCUAAAAUUUCACUACAGGGUACUUACUCUGUACUUAGUUUGAUGGCAGGGAAGGAAAAAACCAAGUUCAAAUUGCUCCUUAACCAAUUUUCUGAGUUUCUUGAAAUGUCUUUUGUAACAGACAUUUUUCUCCCCAUACAAAUUGAGUAUCAUUAUUAAGGAAACCCUUAUGAAUCCUGAAAGUUAUGCUAGCAUGAUUUUUUUAUAUAUAGAAGUUUAAAAAUAAACCAAGUCAGGUUUGUAUGUGUAAAAUUGUUGACAUCAAUGAUGUCUUUCCAUAUUCUUAUCUGGGCUUAAGAAAUACAUUCUGUAUUUUUCCAGAUUCUUUGUAGCCUUUGAAAGAUUUUUACAGUACAUAUGUCUUGACUGAGCUGUCCUUUCUAAUACAAAAGCUUGUAUAAUUUUCUUAACUUGUACAGUUGGUAAACUUUUAUGAGAGGAAUUGAUAUUCUGAGUCUGUCAGCUUUCAUUUUAUUUUGCUAAGGUUUUCUAAUGAAUUUUUAAGUGUUUGUGUAGUAACUAAGUCAUGUUUCUUAUCCAGGUGGUAAAAGCGUUCAUAAAGGAUUGUGAAAAUUUGUUUGUUUUCAAAUUUCUACUUAAGGACAAAUAGUUUGAGAAUUCUGAAAUUAAGCAUGAUACUUAGAUUGCAUAGUUUGUUUUGCAUUUGCUAUAAUUUUCAAAAUUAUUUUUGAAGCAAGAUCAAAGUUUAAUGCUGGCUUAAGUGCUUAACUAUCAUGCUGAUCAGAAUCCUGUCCAGUUAUUUUUAUAUGCAUUAUGAAACGUCCCAUUUUUGCAUUAAAUAGGGGAACCGGUCAGGUGAUAUUUAGAUACUGGCACACACGAGGAGUUGGCAGGCAAGAAUAUUGAUUUUAUGAGGAAAAAGUGAUGAAGUCAGAAAAGUUUUUAGACUUUUCCAAUUACAAUCCAGUUUUUCAGAUUUGAUGGUGUAUUUCCAGAAUGAAAAUAAGAUAUGCAGAAAGCAUUGCUCUGUGUGAAUACAAAUAGGAUCAUCUAUUUGCAUACCCUUGCAAGAGUGCCAUUUUAUUUUUAGUGCAAAAUUCUUGUUAAAAAAUGUAGUUUUAUACAGCUGAUAGACCAACCUAUAUCCAAACUUUUAUAAAAGAUUAUUAACUAUUCUUGUUCUUAUCACACAGGCAUACCCAAAAUGCUUCUACCAAUUCAUUUUCAGUCAUUAGUUCAAGAGCCACUGCCUUUUUAAAUAAGUCUUCUGUGGUCUUGUUUUUAACGGCUCAACUGUCAAAUGCAAUUGAGUAGAGGUU